Molecule: messenger RNA, 5125 nt
Organism: Scatophagus argus
Lineage: Eukaryota; Metazoa; Chordata; Actinopteri; Scatophagidae
Gene: rbfox2
Product: RNA binding fox-1 homolog 2
Exons: 13
Coding region: 882-2252 (456 amino acids)
Biological process (GO): nervous system development; regulation of alternative mRNA splicing, via spliceosome
Cellular component (GO): nucleus; cytoplasm
Molecular function (GO): mRNA binding
Source: RefSeq, a predicted model, not a curated record
GAGGGAGGGAGGACAAUUUCCUUUCUGCAACACACACGCUAUAAGAUCACACCGGGAAAACGGAGAGAGGAAAGAAAAUAAUAGGCGAGAGAGAGAGAGAGAGAGAGAGAAGGAAACACCGCAGCCCCUCCGUCCGUCCGUUUGUUGUAUUUUUUUAAGGGCUGAAAUCGUCUUUUUCGUUUAACGCAGACUUGCGGACUAACAUGGGGGGAAGAGAAAGCUCCUGACGAGGAUUGACUUUCAGUGAACCUCUGCUCUGUGCUGCAAGUCUGUGGCUAAUAGACAGGAGAGGAAAAGGCGACGGGGAAGACAUGUUGGAGGGGUUUUUUUCGUCUUGAGGUUGCGGUAGGAUGUUGAUGUUGUGCUCCUAAAACACAGACGGCUCCCGUAGAGAGGACAGAAAAAAGAAAAAAAAGGCUCUGGGCAAAUGGAAAUUGGGCGGUAGGCUAUGCUCAAGAGCCAUUGUUUUGAUCGGUGUUUAUUUAAUUGGUUUGUUAUGAUAUGAAAUAACGUAGGCCUCUUAGGCAGCCCCGCAGUAAAUAAAUACGCGGUCAGCAAACAGAGGGGCUACAUAGCUGGAAAUUAAUCUGACAAACUGCGAAUAUUUUAAUGGACGAUUUGAGCCGCUGUGUUUUGUCGCGUUUAGAUCCAAUUCCUUAACCAGGGAGCCAAAACAUUUCCAGAUACAUCAACUCUGAAGGAAGGGUUGCCUUUAAGGCCCAGUAGAAAACACAUUAAAGGCUACUUGGCAGCGUUGAAAGAUUGUUUUAACUGCUUCAGACUGGCUUUAAGCACAAAGGUGCACACGAUUAGGUAGCCUACAACGUUAGUCUGUUUCCACCCCAGUUUAGCUUGGACAGGGGACAAAAGAAGAUUUUUAAAUGUUAAUGUCGACCGACGUUGCAUCCAUCAUGCUGCCUGUGUCCCGGGGUCUCAUGGACCGGGAGAGAGAGCUGGACACCAUGGCCGGGGUGCAUCCCAACGCGGGCGGCGCUCCUGCAGUUGUCCGGGGCAUGAAGCGUGGAGACCCGGAGCCCGACGGACAGACAGCGGCGGCUCUGGUGGACUCGUCCGGGGCUGAGUGUAAGCGUCCCCGGAUCGACGGCUCAGGAGGGCUCGGCGAGGUUGGUCAGAACAACGACCCUUUGACCCUUUACCAUGGCUACCCGUCUCAUAGUCAGGGCUCUCAGGAUAGUGCUGGCGGUCAGGAGGGUCUCGUACCACCACCUUUCUCCGCGUUCCCUCCACCUCCGCCGCCGCCCCCCCAGAACGGCCUGGCCCUGGAUUACGGGGGCAGCUUGUACGCAGCCGGGGCCGUCCAGGGCCCCGUGGAAGCUGGCGGAGCAGCGAACAGCGCCGCCAACGCUGCCAACACCCUCAGUGCUCAACAGUCAGAUGGGUCCUCCCAGAUUGAUGGUCAGUCAGGGGUUGGCUCAGGAGGAGGAGGUGGUGGAGGGACUGCUGGGGUCGACUCAGAGGAUAAGGGGACCCCCAAACGCCUCCACGUGUCCAACAUCCCCUUCCGCUUCCGAGACCCCGACUUACGGCAGAUGUUUGGGCAAUUUGGCAAAAUCCUCGAUGUCGAGAUCAUUUUCAAUGAGAGGGGAUCCAAGGGCUUUGGUUUUGUAACGUUUGAGUCGAGCGCAGAUGCAGAGAGAGCGAGGGAGAAGCUUCACGGUACGCUGGUGGAAGGACGUAAAAUCGAGGUCAAUAACGCCACAGCCAGAGUGAUGACAAACAAGAAGAUGACCACCCCAUACGCCAAUGGAGAGGGUCUCGCCACUCUGCCAUAUGCUGGAUGGAAGUUGAGUCCUAUGGUUGGAGCCAUGUACAGUCCUGAACUCUACACAGUACCAGGGUUUCCGUACCCAGCAGCAGCAGCAGCUGCUGCCUCCACUGCUGCGACCUUUCGAGGCGCCCAUCUUCGGGGUCGUGCCCGACCUGUCUACAGCGCAGUCAGGGCAGCUGUGCCACAGCCUGCCAUCCCGACCUACCCGGGUGUGAUGGCCUAUCAGGAUGGCUUUUACGGUGCAGCUGAUCUCUAUGGUGGCUAUGCAGCAUAUCGUUAUGCCCAGCCGGCUGCAGUAGCGACUCCUGCAGCAGCGGCAGCCGCAGCGGCAGCUUACAGUGACAGCUAUGGACGAGUUUACACAGCAGACCCCUAUCAUGCUGCACUCGCCCCUGCUGCUUAUGGUGUUGGAGCCAUGGCCACACUGUACAGGGGAGGCUACAGUAGAUUUGCUCCUUACUAAAGACACUACAUUUCCCAGGAGCUCCUCUCUUCCGUUGAAUUACUCUGAAAGAGCUCCCUCUGUUGUCGUGGAGGUGGACUGCACCCAGUUUUAAAGUGUGGAUUUGACCACAGCAAAGAUAUUUCAAAUCCCUCCCCCGAGCAGUCCCACGUUUUCUUAUAUACGCUACUACAGAAAUAGAGGAAUGCUGUAUUAAAGACUUAUGGAUGGCCCAUACAUUAAAAAAUAAGAAAAAUAAUCUGACUUAAAAUGGCCACCUUUCCUAUUGCACGGCUGUAUUAUAGUCCCCCCUUCUUAUUCCCUCAGCACUCAGCAGCACAAGAUUCGGGAUGGAGCCCAGAUGUUCUUCCAAAGGCUGUAUGUGGAUAACUGACAUUUAAACGGCUGUCAACCAUGUAUGAGAAAGUGCUGAGUGCUGUGUGGCCUGCACACACACUCCUAUUUUAAGGAAAAAGAGAGGGAAUCGAGCAAUCACGGUGUCCACAAUACGUUGGAUCGGUAGGAAUCAGGAAGGUGCAUCAAAAGGGCACCUAAAAACAUUAAAAAAAAUUACAUCCUCUGAUGGAUUUUUAUAAGUCCUCCUUAUCGUGGGCAUAUGGUAAUGAGGGAGGAUUUCCAUUCUUGCUGUGCUCUGGUAGAGGGAGACUGAGCAUGGUGGCUUGGUAAGACGAUGGGACAGUUUAUAACGCUACAGAAAUCACGUCCGAAAGCUGAAGGAGGGAGGGUUAUUAGAGCUGUUCCUUACCUCAAGUUUUCUUAGUAUGUGGAAAUGGUGAACCUUUAAACUUAAAAUUGUUAUGAUAUGCAAAGAAAUUAGUUUAGAGAAAAAAAGUUACCAAAUUAUUAUUAAUAUUGUAAUUAUUAUCAUUACUAUUCUCAUCAUUAUUAUUGAACCAUUCUUUCAUUUGACUCAGCAGCCACUGCUGUAAUGGGACAUGUAGAUCCAACAGUGAACCUUGGGGUUAAAAAAAAAACAAACAGAAAAUGUGCAUCAAUAUUACAAAUAUUCCACCUUUUGACUAUGUGACACAUUGUCCUUCUCAUUCAUAGGAUUUCACCACCACCACCACUACAAAAAAAUUUAACACUACACUUACAUGUUUUCAUCUCAAAUUGAUUUUAGCUUUAGACCCAAACUAAAUCAUCCACCCACAACCCUGGGGUUCAAGUACUUGUUGAUACUUUAAUGUAGAGAUUUAUUAUUUGGAUUUUUCCCUCAUGCUCCAUCUUUUAUAGAGCAAAGUCCAACAUUGAAUGAGUCUUCCUGAAACAAACUACAGUUGGUUUAGUUGUGUUUGAGAUGCUGCCAGCGGCAAUUACUGAGCAAGAGAAAGAUUCUGUGUUGAGUUAAUAGAAAAUAUUUAAAUGCAAAACACCUUAUUAUUGUGCAUAUUUCUAUACCAUUGUAUUCUAUAUUUCCAAAACGUGGCUUUUUUGACUUUUGUUUUCGUUCCAAAGAUUUGUAGAAAGUACAUUUUUCUGCCGUAUGUAUAAAUAUAUUAUCUUUGUUAGCUUAUUGUUAUUAUCAUAAUCCUUGAUAAUCCUGUUGCUGUCUUUAUUCUUUUUCAUCUUCUGUCUGUUGUUUUUUUUUUCUUUUUUAAGAUCUUGAGCCGGACGCAUACCUGAGUAGUAAAGGUAUGCAUGUAACACUACCAAACCCAAACUUUUGUCCUUUUAUUUUAUUUUAUUUAGUUUUCUUUUAUUUUUGGAGUUGGUCAUAGGAUCCACUAACAUGACAUUGAAUUCAAGCUAUACAGGACUAUUUUUUUUUUCCAUUUUUUUUGUGUCCAUAUUUUGCAGGUAACCAAGACAUUUGAAAUGAAUGAACAUAGUGUCUAUCAUUUUGGGUUAUAACCAACUGUGUUCCUUCUUUUUAAAUUUUUCCGUUUUUAUUUAUUUAUUUUUUUAAAAAAGCAGACUCCUUACAUUUCAGUGGUUAAAUCUGUCAGCUUGGCCAUUGGGGCCACUCUCGGUUUGUUUGAAGAUGUCCAGUAAAAGUGUUAUCUCUCAUAGAUAUGCAGGUUAAUAUUCCAACAUGGUGAAAAAACAAAACGUCAUUGUGGGAUAUGAUCUAAACUGUGUCUUAAAUGGUGCAGUUAUGUUUUGUUUUCAAUUGUUUUCAAAUUUCAAACCACCAUUGUGUUUUUCAGUUCUCACAUUCACACGAGAAACACGCAGGUCAAGAUAUGUUUUUUCUAUUAAAUCUGCUGCUGUUGGAUCUUCUCAUGACAUUUCUUUUUAAAUAUGUCCAAGUUACCUACUAGCCUGCUAAAGAAUGUGCUCUGGACAAAAUGGGGGGAAAAAGAAACCUAGCCAAAGAUGCUAAACUAAUGGUCCCCAUGCAGCACAUUCUGGCUCCCAACUUGAGAUGUGCUACAUGAAAUAGACAAAGAUGGACUUAACAAAGCCACUGAAGGCAUGGACAAACCAGCAUGAGCGAUACUUGUCAAAUUAAAAAAAAAAAAUAGUUUUGCAUGAAUCUUGUGUCUUUCAUAUUUGACUCCUGAGCAGCCGGGUCCAGUUGCAUUCUUCUUUACCACUAAACUCUAUGUACAACGACAGGCAGCUAGCAGUUGGAAGCUAGCUAACACAACAAAGAGCACAGUGCUGUUUGGCAAAAAGGCCUGCUGACAGACAAAAUGGCUGCCAUGCUUAAUAACACGUGGUAGCUUCAUUUUCCUGUCUUGGUUUUCUUGCGACUGUAUUAUAUUAAACUAUGUGGCCGUUAUUUAUAGUUGCUAUGGUUUCUCAAUGAACGGUCCUUUCCGUCUGUCAUGUCUGUAUCCCUCUUGACUGCCAUUAUGUUUUGUUUUUUUUUUUUUUGUUAUUGAAUGCCCAUAUAAAUUGUUUUAUAUAAAAAUGUUUUGUUGUGA